Cuscuta europaea is the source of this 1677-nucleotide messenger RNA. The record is from the annotation of a GenBank genome assembly. NCBI's taxonomy places the organism in Eukaryota, Viridiplantae, Streptophyta, Magnoliopsida, Solanales, Convolvulaceae.
CAACCAUUAAAUACCAGAAAUUUUUCAUACCUUGAUCAUCUAUAUCCUCACUUUUAGUGAUAGUUUCCUGAGUUUAACAACUUGAAUUGUCUUCAAAACUCAUUUCACACGCACUCAACAUUUCUUCAUGGAUCCAUCAGUUGAAGAACUACAUUUCCCUGACAUUACUAAGAUCCCCAUAACCAUCGACCGUAUAGCUCCAGUCCUACCAGCAGGCUCUAUUCCGGUUGGCCAUGGGGAUACCCUAUACCUCUCAAACCUAGAUGACAUGGUUGGAGUUCGUGUCUUUACUCCAACCAUAUACUUUUACCACCGACCGCAUUGCAUUUCUAAUCAGAAACCAGUGGUGAUGAAUAAUACCCUUAAAGAAGCCCUUGCGCAUGUACUGGUGCCUUACUAUCCUUUCUCAGGUAGGUUACGAGAGGCGGGAAACGGAAAGCUAGAAGUGUUUUUUGGGCCAAACCAGGGAGCAAUUCUUGUGGAGGCACACUCACAAAUGAGUUUAGAGGAUCUUGGAGAUCUUACUGUUCCAAAUCCUGAUUGGAAGACUCUGGUUUACAGUUUCCCAAACGAAGAACAGUAUAAAGUGAUUGACAUGCCUUUGUUAAUAGCCCAGGUAACUCGGUUCAACUGUGGUGGGCUGAGUCUUGGGCUAAGAAUCUGCCAUUGCCUCUGUGAUGGCGUAGGAGCAAUGCAGUUUCUCAAUGCAUGGGCUGCCACAUGUAGAGAAGGUGGUUCGUUCAUACUAAGCCCCAAACCCUAUUGGGACAGAGAAUUUUUUCGAGCACGUGACCCCCCGAAAUUCGAAUACCCACAUGCCGAGUUCUGGAGAAUCGACGACGGAUCAAGCCUAACUAGAAGUCUUUGGGAAGCGAAGCCCUUGCAAAAAUGUUAUAGGGUUACACGAGAGUACCAGGCUGUUGUGAAAAGCCUAGCCCGACCCGCUGGGGAUUCCACCACCACCACCUUUGAUGCCAUGGCAGCUCAUGUAUGGAGGUCAUGGGUUCAAGCCCUCGGCGUAACGCCUCUUGACUAUCAGCUCCGGCUUACAUUUGCUGUCAAUGCACGCCAGAAGCUCAAGAAUCCGCCUUUGAGAGAAGGGUUUUAUGGCAAUGCAUUGGCCGUGGCUUGCGCCACAAGCACGGUAGCUGGGCUUCAUAAUGGGCCUUUGACGGAAACAACCCGGUUGGUUCGCGAGGCACGCUUGGCCGUGUCAGAGGAAUACCUGCGGUCCACAAUUGACUACAUUGAAGUGGACAGGCCUAGGAGGCUUGAGUUUGGAGGGAAAUUGAGCAUUACCCAAUGGACCAGAUUCUCAUUAUACGAAUCUGCAGACUUUGGUUGGGGAAGGCCCAUUUAUGCCGGCCCAAUAGACCUGACUCCAACCCCACAAGUUUGUGUUUUCUUGCCAGGAGGAAGUGGGGUUCCUGAUGGAACAAUGCUUGUUUGCAUUUGCCUCCCAGAGUCUGCAUGCAGUAAAUUCAAAGAGCUUUUGAGCUGCUGCUCUUCCAUCAUAACUCUCAGCUAGAUGAGCCAAGCAUUACUUCGGACAAUUAGAUUUAUAUGUAAGAUCCAAUAUAUGUCCAGAUUAAAAGCUAUAAUCAGUCUAGAAGGCUGACUUUCUUAUUAUUCAAAAAAAACAUUUUGAUGUGUUCGGUAAUGAAUGCAAUGUUGACC